Molecule: messenger RNA, 1383 nt
Organism: Lichtheimia ornata
Lineage: Eukaryota; Fungi; Mucoromycota; Mucoromycetes; Mucorales; Lichtheimiaceae
Exons: 4
Coding region: 1-1383 (460 amino acids)
Source: RefSeq, a predicted model, not a curated record
AUGGUUUCCAAUUUGUCACUUGAGGGUCGAUUGCCAGGCCAUGCUGGUGCUCUUACUCCCGACCAAGUAGCUGCCCUGAAAAAGAUUUGGCUGCGUCUAUUCGAAUUAUUCAAGCAAGCUGGUGAACCUUAUACUCCACCUGCUGACAGUGAUUCAUCCUCCCAAGCAUCUUCAGAAAAACAAGAAAAGAAGAAUGGUGGCGGCGGUGGUUGGUUUGGUUUCGGAAAAUCAUCAUCAGCACCUGCCAAGGAUGUGCAACAAGACAAGCCCGUGUUCCUUGGCAAAACUGCCGAUCCUCGUUGGAUGUCAUUGACCCUUGAAGAAGCCAUCAAGCUUAUUCCUGGUGAAAAGCUCGAACGCACCUUUUGGCAUAUGGUGGCCACUGACAAUCCAGAUGCAUGUGUAUUGCGAUAUCUACGUGCUCGCAAAUGGGAUGUCGACGCUGCCUAUAGAAUGAUCAUCAACACCCUUCGAUGGCGUUUACAUAAUCGUGUGGACGACAUUACUAAACUCGGUGAAUCUGGUCUUGUCAUUGAACUCAACAAGCUCAAGCCCCAACUUGGCGACGACUUUAUUCGACAGAUCAAGAGUGGUAAAGCUACCUUGGGUGGUCCCGACAAAUCAGAUCGUGGUAUUUGCUUCCUCAAUGUUCAACUUCACCACAAGGAGGAUCAACCUUUUGAAGCAAUUCAAAUUGCAGCCUUGUAUCUCAUGGAGACCGCUCGUGUCUUUUGUGGCUAUCCCAUGGUGAAUGCUUGCUUGGUGUUCAAUUUGGAUAACUUUACCCUUGCCAACAUGGAUUUCGACUUUGUCAAGUUUUUGAUUACAUGCUUGGAACGAUACUACCCAGAAACUCUUGGCUUGUGUUUGAUCCACAAGGCACCGUGGGUGUUCUCAACAGUUUGGGCUAUGAUUCAGCCUUUGUUGGAUCCUGUGGUGGCAGCCAAGAUCAAGUUUAGCAAAAACUUGGAUGAACUUCAGGAACACAUUGACAUUGGAAGUGUACCUGUUAUUAUCUCUGGCAAUCCCGAUCGCAAGACCAAGGAUGAAGCAACCAAGGCUGAUGAUCCUCCCGCAGGCAUCCUGGAGGUGCCUACUUCAGCAGAGUAUCUGGCAUACGAAGAGGAAAAGAAGGCUUAUACAAAGGCCACUGAAGAAUGGGCCAAGAGUGAAAUUGUUGCUGGUCAAGAAGAUCAAGAUGCUCUUGCACGCUUAGAACGGGGUCGUCAAUAUCGUCUUAUUCGUAUUCGUGCCGAGAAGGAUUUACGUGCUAAUACCACGUAUCAUCAAAAGGGUCUUCUCAAGCUUACUCCCGAUGCCCAUUUGUAUGUCGAUUUUGGUGGCGAUAACUGGGUGGAACAAGAUAUCACAGAUCGUGUGUAA